Messenger RNA from Chelmon rostratus (copperband butterflyfish), 1724 nucleotides. It is a transcript of the gene txlnbb, whose product is annotated as taxilin beta b. The record is from RefSeq and is a predicted model, not a curated record. NCBI's taxonomy places the organism in Eukaryota, Metazoa, Chordata, Actinopteri, Chaetodontiformes, Chaetodontidae. Gene Ontology annotation, molecular function: syntaxin binding. Bases 79 to 1671 code for a protein of 530 amino acids. The transcript is spliced from 10 exons.
CCUCGACACUCUUCCUUUUCCCACUCUGGCCCUUGGUCCUGAAACCAACUGUUUCCCUCUCAGCACUCGCUCAGAAUAAUGGAGGCUUGUCAGGAGAGCAGCCCUGCACCCAUGGGUCCUGAGGCGUCGCCAGCCGAGGGUCGUCACAUCGACCUGACAGAGGACCUGGCCCAGCAGCUGGAGGACAUCAUUAGCACCUACCAGGCUGCCGAAAUUCCCGCUGAGCCAGAGGACGCAGAGGAGGUCACGGCCGUCAAAGAGGCAGACGCCCGCAAGGACCAGAAACUGGAGAAGAAGAUGCUCAAAAAUCUAGGGAAGGAAGCCAUGCUCCUGAUGCAAAGUUUGAACAAACUCAACACUCCAGAGCAGAAACUGGAAGCCAUCAUCAAGAAGCACGCUGAGCUGUUGGAGGAGCAUCGGAGCGAUCAGAAGCAGCUGAAGGUUCUGCAGAAGAAGCUGCUCCAAGUGAUGAAGGAGAAGGACCAGCUGCAGAGCGAGCACAGCCGGGCCGUGCUGGCUCGCAGUAAACUGGAGGGGCUCUGCCGAGAGCUGCAGAGGCACAACAAGACCUUAAAGGAAGAGACCCUGCAGAGGUGCAGAGAGGACGACCUGAAGAGGAAAGAGAUCACCACCCAUUUCCAGGGGACACUGAGCGAGAUUCAGGCCCAAAUUGAGGAACAUAGCAGUCGCAACACCAAGCUGUGCCAGGAGAACAGCGCUCUGGCAGAGAAGCUUAAGGGGCUCAUUUCACAAUACGACCAGCGAGAGGCGAACCUGGAAAAGGUCUUCAAGCACAGAGACCUGAAGGAAAAGCUGCUGGAGACCAAACUUACGCAGGCAAACACAAUACUGAAGGAGGCAGAGGAGAAGCACAAGCUGGAAAAGGAGCUUUUGCUAAAACAGGCAGCAGAGUAUAAAUUGCAAGUGAAGGUCAUGAAGGAGCAAGAAAUCGAUACAAAGACCCAGCUUGAUAUGUACUCCAAGAAGUUUGAUGAAUUCCAGGGCACAGUAUCAAAGAGUAACAGUGUCUACAGCAGCUUCAAACAGGACAUGGACAAAAUGGCCAAGAAAAUGAAAAAGCUGGAGAAAGAAUGCCAAUCAUGGAAGACUCGCUUUGAUGGCUGCAACAAGAGCCUCAUUGACAUGGUGGCAGAUAAAGCAAUCAAAGAAAAGGAGUUUGAGCUUGUCACCAUUAAGAACCAGAAGCUUGAGAAUCUGUGCAGGGCUUUGCAAGAGGAGAGGAAGAGUCUUUAUGAGAAGGUGCAGGGAGCUGGAAGUCAACCAGACAGCAACACUAGUCAACCAACAGAGAAGGAGGGCUCUGAGGUGCUGGAGACCCCUAAAGUGCCUAAAGAUGAACACCCUGUGCAGAAUACUGCAGCCCCUGCCUCUGCAGCCCCCUCCGGAACACCAACACUCGAAACUCCCCUGACCAAGGAACUGGCUAAACUGAAGACUGAGCAGGCCCACCUGAAGGAGAUUGCUGGUUCUUUCACAGUUUCUCAUUUUGUACCCACAGAAACAGCUAUUAGCCAAUCAAAAGGGCUCUCUGAGGGAGUCCAGGACCCAGAGAAGAACCACAUAGAGGAGAGCAAUGGCGAACACCUCCAGGAAGUCAAGGAGGAUGGAAACCAAGAACAGAGAGAUUUAGAAAUGGAGUCAGUUGAUUAAUGCUGGCACUACUGGGGAAAAUGUAUCUGGCUCAUGUGAAAUUCAUAGCAAUA